GGCUGUAGCCGCCACCGCGCGCUUCGGCAGGCCGGAGGGAGGGGGAGACCUGUCAGUCUCGCGCGUUGCCUGGGCGAAGAGGGCGGAGCUUUGGCGUGGGGCGGCCAAUAGUGGGGGUGGCUGCGUGGGUCGCCAUGGGGACGGGGCUGUUCCCGGGGAGGCUGUGAUGGGUUGACAGGUGCGUGACAGUGGGAGCUGCUCUCGGCACAAGCAUGUACGGCAAAGGCAAGAGUAACAGCAGCGCCGUCCCGUCCGACAGCCAGGCCCGGGAGAAGUUAGCACUCUACGUAUAUGAAUAUCUGCUCCAUGUAGGAGCUCAGAAAUCAGCUCAAACAUUUUUAUCAGAGAUAAGAUGGGAAAAAAACAUCACAUUGGGGGAACCACCAGGAUUCUUACAUUCUUGGUGGUGUGUAUUUUGGGAUCUCUACUGUGCAGCUCCAGAGAGACGUGAAACAUGUGAACACUCAAGUGAAGCAAAAGCCUUCCAUGAUUAUAGUGCUGCAGCAGCUCCCAGUCCAGUGCUAGGAAACAUUCCCCCAGGAGAUGGCAUGCCAGUAGGUCCUGUACCACCAGGGUUCUUUCAGCCUUUUAUGUCACCUCGGUACCCUGGAGGUCCAAGGCCCCCAUUGAGGAUACCUAAUCAGGCGCUUGGAGGUGUCCCAGGAAGUCAGCCAUUACUCCCCAGUGGAAUGGAUCCAACUCGACAACAAGGACAUCCAAAUAUGGGUGGGCCAAUGCAGAGAAUGACUCCUCCAAGAGGAAUGGUGCCCUUAGGACCACAGUCUGACCCUUGGUUAUCAUUACAGAACUAUGGAGGUGCAAUGAGACCCCCACUGAAUGCUUUAGGUGGCCCUGGAAUGCCUGGAAUGAACAUGGGUCCAGGUGGUGGUAGACCUUGGCCAAACCCAACAAAUGCCAAUUCAAUACCAUACUCCUCAGCAUCUCCUGGGAAUUACGUAGGUCCUCCAGGAGGUGGAGGACCACCAGGAACACCCAUCAUGCCUAGUCCAGCAGAUUCAACCAACUCUGGCGAUAACAUGUAUACUUUAAUGAAUGCAGUACCUCCUGGACCUAACAGACCUAAUUUUCCAAUGGGCCCUGGGUCAGAUGGUCCCAUGGGUGGAUUAGGAGGAAUGGAGUCACAUCACAUGAAUGGCUCUUUAGGCUCAGGAGAUAUGGACAGUAUUUCCAAGUACUCCCCUAGCAUGACAAUGAGCGUGUGAUCCAUUACCAAGUCUCCUCAUGAAAACCACAGUGAGUCAGCCCUUCACAGAACUACUACGGAAGAAAAUUAUUCAUCACAGUGUACAGUUAAACAAAGGAAUCUCAGUCACACCAAACCAACCUUUUUAUUUCCUGCUCUCUCCCCUCUUUUGUGAAGAAAGCGGGUCCAAACGUGAUUCAAACAACUGUACGGAGUGGCAUAUUAGAAUUGCCCUAAACUGAACUGCAAAUAGUUAUGUGUGUAUGUAUAUGUGUGGGAAAGAGAAUGUACUGUAUAUGUGUAUGUUAUACAGACAUAUACACAUACAUACAUUGACCCACAGGACAUUGUAAAAUAUUAUCACAUGACAUCUUAAGUAGAAAUAAGUAGGGACUUUUAUUCCAUCCUUUUUUUCACGUUUACAUUUUAAUUAUUACAAGUUGCUCCUGCCCCCUCCCUGAACUAUUUUGUGCUGUGUAUAUCACUGCUUUAUAUAAGUUAUUUUUUAAGGUGAACUCAGAUGUUAUGGUUUUGUAAAUGUCUGCAAUCAUGGAUAGGAAUAAAAUCGCUUAUUUGAGAGCUUUCAUUAAAUUGCGUCUGAUGCAAGUUAUCCUGUGAAUCACAAAGUGUACUGUCUCAAAAAAUAGAAGAAAAUGUGUCUUUGUCUUUAUGUUGAAUCAAACAAUUUCUCAGUUACCUUCAGUGAAAAGUAUUUUUUUAAUUUUUAUUUGAGAAAAACACUUCAAAUCAGUAAAAGCUUAACUGGGGCCUCACACAGUGUAUUUCUGCAAUAACUGCUUUAAACGGAGUUCUUGAUUUGUUUGUCUUAGAUGAUACAGAAAUCACUAAAUAGCCCAAAUCACUUAGACCAUAGCAAUAAAGUGACAGGGGUUGUCGUAUUUUUAGCAACAUCUUUUCUCUUUAACACGAUGAAGCCCCAAAGUGAUAACAAAACCAUUUGCUUGAAUUUGUCACUUCUCACCAGGAAUACUAGAGGUAAAAUUUUAAUAACAUACUAAUGUUAAAUGGUAUCUGGUUUUUAUUCAGACUUUUUGUGAGCAUAUUCAUGUAGACACUAGAAGUAAAUACAUUGAAUGAGACUUUGAGCACAAGGGAGAAGAGAGUUGUUAGCACUCCUGAGGCCUCUGGAGUGCUACUUUUCUAUCCAGGUAUCUUGCUUGCUACCAGCAGAAUUGACUGGUAUUGGUUCUCACUGGCCAGGGAGCGCCUGCUCUGUUCCUGGGAUAUAAGGCUUUUAUUCAGAAGCAAAUCAUUGAUAGUAACUUUGCUUUAUCUAGCCACUGACUUCAGCAGGCUAAAACUACGUUGUGUAACUGCCUGUUCAAAAAAGAAUGAGUAAAUAUUUUAAUAAAAAAAAAAAUCUACUUCCCUUAUGAAAGCACCUUGCUCUAUGGCACUUUCCAAAUCUUUUGGGGUUUUGUGCUUAAUAAUACAUACAUACACCAAAAUCACAAUAGAAUGAUAUGAAGACUUUAAUUUUAGACUCUGAAAGAUAACUGAUCCUUUAUGUUAAAAUUGUGAUACAAGCAACCGUUGAUAAAUACCAACUAUGAAUCCAAACUCCAGCGACUGAAAAGCAUUGUUUAAUCGGAGGUAAGAGACUUUCUCUUUCCUUUUGGCUUAUAGUCUCUAAAGUGAAAAUUUGGCAGUAUAUAGUCAUGUAGCUCAUAAUGACAUUUCAAUCAACCACAGAAUGCAUAUACAACAGUGGUCCUAUAAGAUGAUAAUACCAUAUUUUUACUGUAUCUUUUCUAUGCUUAGAAACACAAAUACCAUUGUAUUACAGUUGCCUUCAGUAUUGAGUACAGUAACAUGCUGUACAGGUUUGUAGUCUGGGAGCACUAGUUAUAUUAUAUAGCCUAGGUGUGUAGGAGCCUAUACCAUCUGGGUUUGUGUAAGUACACUCUGUGAUGUUCGGACAAGGAAAAUACUGCCUGACAGUGCAUUUCUCAGAAUGUAUACUUGUCAUUAAGUAACACAUGACUGUAUUUGCUGGUUCCUUAUGACUUAUUUCUCUCAAAUUCAUAAUGAUUUAGUCCUUGUAAAAAUAAAGAUUUUGCCUGUGCCUAACAGGGAUACUAGGCAGAACUGUUGAGAAAAAAAAAAAAGCUGAAUUGAGUGUAUGUUGCAGAUUUAAACUAUAAUAAAAUGAGCCUCAGUUAAUCACACACAGCAUUCAGAUGCCUAGGAGUGCACACCGGAGAAGAGCCUCAUGCUGUCAACCUGCAGAAACCUUUCAUGCAAAUUCAGAUGAAAAGGUCUUUACCUCAAGCGAAGGUAACCUGAAUGAAGGUGACAGUUUGUGCAGACACCUUACUUUACCAAGAAGAAUUUUGACUUUCAUUUUUUAUGACAAUCGUAUAAAAACUGACAGUCCUUUGAUUAUUAAGUUUAAUCUUAUAAUGCUAGAAUUUUCAAACAUUUUGUUAACUCUUCUCCAUUAUUACUGAUCUUGAAGUUCUUUUCUUUGCCUUCUGAGAAGGUAUUAUUUCUUAUCACAAAGAAGGAUGAAUCUGAUUUUAUCUGCCCUUAUUUUGGGGGUAAUACUAAAAUAUGAAUUGCAUCAUGAUCCCCAUUAUUUGUAACCUAAAAGUAAAAUUCGUUUUUUUUUUUUUUUCAAGGCAGAGCAGUCAAUUCAUUGUAAGUAUUUAUUUCUUUUUUCUUCUUGGAGCCCAGAUUAAAAAGAGUUAUUUUAGAUUUAAAAUUUUCCUGGAAUAGUUGAAAAAUUAUUUUUGAGGAGAAAAUUGUAUCCAAGAAACCCAGAAUAUAAGGAUACUUGAUUUUUAGAACCAGAUAAUUCUUUCAUGCACUGAAUGGAGGACAGUAUAUCUGUAUAUUAAUUUUUGUUUAGAUUUUGAAUCAUUUAACCCUUGUCCUUUUUCCUUGUAAUAAGACUAUUUAAUGUUUUUCUCUUGUGUUUUCCAUCUUUAUCAAUGCAUUUGUGUUGGUCUUGAUGUAUACUACCUGUUCCUAGGGUUAUUUUUUACAUAUGUCACCUCACAGUAAUAAUAUCAGCAAUUCUUGCUACAUUGAACAUAUUAAAUACACAUGUAAAAGGCAAAAGUAAGCAGUAGGUAAAAACAUUAACUCUUGCUACUCUGCUUUGCAUUCUGCCUAACUCACUGCAUUUGAAAAUACACGUCAGAUUCUUUCUUAGGUAUUUUUGAUCCUUAACUACGUGUCUUACAGCAAAGUUGCCCAUGGGAACAAAAGCUAUAGGGUGUCACUGAUCUUGUAAUACACCACAUAUUUGAUGGGUGAAUCUUACUAGUACUCCUUUGAAUAUGUUCCAGUGUGGACUCAGUUGCUGAUGAAGAGGAAGUUCACAGGUAGGAAUCCGAGGUUAAGAUUUCUCAAUUGCCAGCUGGGCACUCACGCCUAUAAUCCCAGCACUUGGGAGGCCAAGGUGGGCAGAUCACCUGAGAUUGGGAGUUCAAGACCAGCCUGGCCAACAUGGUGAAACCCCCAUCUCUACUAAAAAUACAAAAAUUAGCCAGGCGUAGUGGUGGGUGCCUGUAAUCCCACCUACUCAGGAGGCUGAGGCAGGAGAAUCACUUGAACCCAGGAGAUGGAGGUUGCAGUGAGCCGAGAUUGUGCCACUGCACUCCAGCCUGGGUGAUGGAGCAAGACUCCAUUUCAAAAAUAAAAAAGAUUUCUCAAUUGCCAAAAGAUUAACAAGUAAAUCAGUUCUGCUCCUCCAGCCAUGAAAAGUGCCCAAAACAGCCCUUUCCCUCCAGAAUAAAAUAAAGAAAACUUCUAUUUCUAUUUUUAUGAUUCUCUAAGAUAUCUGAACUCCAUUGCAUUUCAUAGGGUUAUUCAGUUAGCACUUCUGUGGUUUAAAAGACAACAAAUGAAAAUAAGUAAGUUCAGUUUGGGGCAUGAAGAAGUCCCACAUCUGUCUAUAUCUUUUCUUCAUCAUAUUGUCCUAGGAAUGUAUAGCAAAGCAUUCAGAACUGCUCCCUUGGCUGGGGAAGUUUUCCACCGUCCUUAAUACUAUGAAGUCUUGAUUAGUUCUUCCGUGGCUUUAUCCUUGCCUCCCUCCCAAUCCCUGCAUCUUCCAGGAGGAAUAAAUACCAACUGAACACUGUUACCUUCUCAGCCGUUACCAUUUUCAUCUGCAUAUAGUGUAUAGUAGUAAGAAUGGUUUUCCCAGGAGAAAUAAUUGCAAUUUUCAUUUCUUGAUUAUCACUGCUAAUUUGAAGGAGUGCCACAAAUCAUAGCCACUUGAUUUUGGAAUGCAUUUUAGUGUUUUGACACUGGUUUUCCUUUUUUUUUUUUUUUUUUUUUUUUUUGAGACAGUCUUGCUCUGUCACCCAGGCUGGAGUGCAGUGGCACAAUCCUGCAGUCUCCGCCUCCCAGGUUUCAGCGAUUCUCCUGCCUCAGCCUCCAGAGUAGCUGGAUUACAGGCAUGCAUCACAGGCUAAUUUUCGUAUUUUUAGUAGAGACAGGGUUUCACCAUGUUGGCCAGGCUGGUCUGGAACUCCUGACUUCAAGUGACCUGCCCACCUCAGCCCCCCAAGGUGCUGGGAUUACAGGCGUGAGCCGCUAUGCCUGAUCAAGUUUUCCUCUUUUUUUUUUUUUUUUUUUUUUUUUUUUUGAGACGGAGUCUCACUCUGUCGCCCAGGCUCUAGUGCAGUGGUGUGAUCUUAGCUCACUGCAACCUCCACCUCCCGGGUUCAUGCAAUUCUCCUGCCUCAGCGUCCUGAGUGGCUGGGACUACAGGUGCAUGCACAGCUAAUUUUUUGUAUUUUUAGGAGAGAGGGGUUUCACCGUGUUAGCCAGGAUGGUCUUAAUCUCCUGACCUCGUGAUCCAUCUGCCUCGGCCUCCCAAAGUGUUGGGAUUACAGGCGUGAGCCACUGCACCCAGCCCAAGUUUUCCUUUCUUUUUUUUAUGUCUUCUGUAAAACAGAGUCGACCCUCCAUAUCCGCAGGUUCCACAUCCCCGAUUCAAUCAACUCCUGGUCAGAAAUAUUGGGAAAAAAUUUAAAAACAAUAAAAACCAAUAAUACAACAAUAAUUACAAAUAAUACAUUAUAACAACUAUUUCCAUGGCAUUUAUAAUACAUUGUAUUAGGUAUUAUAAGUAAUCUAGAGAUGAUUUAAAGUAUAUUGGAGGAUAUGCAUAGGUUAUACUAUGUCAUUUUAUGUAAGGGACUUAAGCAUCUGUGGAUCUUGGCAUGUGCAGCCGUCCUGGAACCGGUCUCCCUUGGAUGCGUAGGGACGACUAUAGUUCUCUUUGAAAACACUAAUCAAUACAAGUGGCCAGUGAAUGUAUAGUAUGGGAGGGAGAAAUCCAGUGUUGGGGACAAGGUUGCCAUAUAUUUGCCAAAAGCAAAUUAAUCUUAUUUCUAUUUUUCCCUCCUGGUGGAAUACGUUUAUUGUUUGCUAUGUGGAGCCAGAGUCUGUGUUUGUUUAAAGCAACGGUACCCAAUCUUAAGCAUGUGUAAGGGUCUCCCUGGGUCUGUGAACCAUACCUUGAGAAAUAACUAGAAAAGUGAAAAAAUGGCGAACUGCUAUUAAUAAUACUUGCAUUUUGCAUACUAAAUAUGUUGUGUGUACCUGUGUGUGUGUGUGUUGGGAAUAGUAAUAUGAAGUUUGCUCACAAAACACUCCCACUGUGAUUCACAUUAUCUUGUAGCACAACCAAUAAUGAUUAAAUAUAAUGAUUUCCUUUGACUGCUUUUCAUUUCAGUGAUAAAACAGCUGAUGAAAGUUAUUUGGGAUGGAAAGAGUAAUACAAGACAUAAGCAGAUGGAGUCUCCUAUGCCUAGCUUUAGCACACCCAUGUUAGCUUGUCCACAUUAGGCCUUCUUUUGAAGGUUCUGUAUCUAAAGAUAAAGGCAUAAAUGAUCAUUUAAUUCUCAGCCACUUCACUGAUACUACUAGGAGUUACACAGUAAUUAUGGUGGUUUGAUAUAGACAUUUGUUUACAAGAAACUGAAUUGGCAUUAUUAACUUAUUACAAAAAAAUAAGUUAGCUUUACCCAUGAACUGUAAUUCAGAUUGAUAAGGUGACCUACCCAUGAAAAAGACACUUGAGGCCCGUUUACUUUUUUAAACUAUGAAGUGAAAUCCUCAGUUAAAUAAGUGUCCCAAGGAGAAUUUCCUCUGUUAAAUUUUCCCUGUUAACUUAGUAUAAUUGGUUUUCUUGAAUAGAAGAAUAAUGAUUUCUGUAAGAUAUUUUAAUGUGAAUAUUUUUGAUGUCUUCAUCUUUAAAAAUUACAGUACUUUAUAUAGAUAUUAAAAUUUUUAAGUGGGACUAGGUGUUUUUAUGUAUACAAUUACAGUUUGUCUCUUCUCUCUUUGCACAUUUACUGGCUAUCAGCAGAACAAAGGUUGGACUCAUUUUGCUUAUCUCAGUCAUUAAAAUGUUAUGAUCUGUUUCUAACAUAUUUAGCAUUUCAUUUUUAAAAUGAAAUGUGCCAUUAUCAUAACAAAGGUAACUAUUAAUGUUCCCAGAAACAGUGAUGUAAAGGACUUAUUCCCUCCCAGUCAAUAUUAACACUUAAUCCCACUUUCUUUUUUCCACCAAAUGGCCUCAGUACAUUGCCAAGAGAGUGAAAUUUGGAUUCCUCACAGUACUCUCAGAACACAAUAUGAUAUUUGUCAGCUAACUUUCCAUCAUGUCCUGGUAAAAUUGCUCAGUUAAAUGUAAUUGGCCAUCUACUUAUUAAAAAAGAAUUCAAAUAAUCUGUACAGUUACCAUAAUUUGACAACAAAUUACUUUAAAUUUAGCACCACCUUAGAAAUUUUCGUAAUAUAAACUACUGAUUGAAAUGUGUUUAUACUUUCUAUCAUAUUUCAAAAUGUUUUACUUUCCUUGCAUUAAGGCAAUUAAAGACACAAACUACAUGUUAGGAUGAAUAAUUUAAAGGACAUCCUGUUGUUUCAACAUAAAAAAUGGAAAAGUCUUUAUAAAUAGAAUACUUAUGAUAGCCAUCUACAUAUUGAAUUGUUUAAUUUACCUAAUUGUGAUUUUCCGAAUUUAAGAUGUUUUCUUACUACAUGUGUUAAAUUGUUACCUAUAAUAUCUUCCUGGAAAAAUAGAAGUAUUUGUAAGGUUUUUAUAAAUGCACAAUUUAUGUAUAAAUAUAAUCGGAAUCUGGGAUGACUCUUAGUAAUCUACUAUUCUUAAUUCAGUGAUGGCCACCAGCUACCUGCCACAUUUUGUAAAUUUAGUAUCUGUGUAUGUGUGUUCGUGUAUGUGUGUGUGCGUGCAUGUGCACAUUACUGCAUUUAUUCUCAGAUGGAUUUAUAAUUUAGUGCUUUUGUACAAGUACUUGAACUAUUCAUGUAAUGGGAUAAGUUGCCAUAAAGAUGUACAUAAAUGACCCUUAA
This is a messenger RNA of Rhinopithecus roxellana (golden snub-nosed monkey), 8563 nucleotides long. RefSeq names its product single stranded DNA binding protein 2 (gene SSBP2). NCBI's taxonomy places the organism in Eukaryota, Metazoa, Chordata, Mammalia, Primates, Cercopithecidae. The record is from RefSeq and is a predicted model, not a curated record. Gene Ontology annotation, biological process: positive regulation of transcription by RNA polymerase II. Gene Ontology annotation, cellular component: nucleus. The transcript is spliced from 16 exons. Bases 213 to 1223 code for a protein of 336 amino acids. Gene Ontology annotation, molecular function: single-stranded DNA binding; protein binding.